Messenger RNA from Hypomesus transpacificus, 2094 nucleotides. RefSeq names its product Jupiter microtubule associated homolog 2 (gene jpt2). Bases 103 to 708 code for a protein of 201 amino acids. The transcript is spliced from 5 exons. Gene Ontology annotation, cellular component: nucleus. The record is from RefSeq and is a predicted model, not a curated record. Lineage: Eukaryota; Metazoa; Chordata; Actinopteri; Osmeriformes; Osmeridae.
UACUUCAGCUCCACCUACUCUUUCAGUUUCAAACUUUUCACCAAAUGUGACGCCACUGUCCUUACUGCCAAAUUAAUAAAGCACACAGGAUAGCUAUUCACAAUGACUUCUACAAACAUGUUUCAAGGGCUUGAUGGCGCGAAGCCAAGUUCAAGAGUGCUGCGUCCUCCUGGAGGUGGCUCCAGUAACUUGUUUGGUGGUUAUGAAGAAGACGCGUCUGCCUCCAGGAGGCCUCAUAAAAUGGCCUCCACUAUUUUUGAGCCAGUAGAGGAUUCCAGUGGAUCCCCCAGGCGAUCUAACCCCCCAGGGGGGAGGAGCAGUGGGAUAUUUGACGAACCCAAGGCUCCCUCACAGCAGCACAGACCGGCUCCUCCAGGUGGGCCGACCAGCAGCAUCUUUGGGGAAGCAGAGCGCUCCGUGCCCCCUGCCACUACCCGGAGCCACCCUAAUAAACCAAAGGAUAACAUAAACAUGUCUUCAAGUGCCACUCCUGAACAAGAGCCUCCAACUUCUCAGCCAAAGGAAACUCAAAUACCAGUGAUUUGUCCUCCACCUGUAAAGGUGGAACAGCUCCAGUCUGAGGCAGAGCCCUCCGCUCCCUCCAGGCUCCUGGAGAAGGACCACGAGCCCCGUCUGGGGGCUCGGCCUCGCUCCCACAACAAGGUCCUCAACCCCCCUGGAGGAAAGUCCAGCGUGGUCUUCUAUUGACCAACUUCCCAUCUCUCUUCUUUCUGUACACAUUCUUUUUGUUUGUUUUAUCCUCCCUCAUUCCACCCUUUCUCACUGUCCUCCAGGGAUGAUUUGUUGUUAAAAAUGAUCCUCUAUUCCCUUAUAAAGGAAAUAGUCACAUCUCAAUGAUUCAUGUUUGAUUUAUUUGUCACAUUUCAUAUCACAUCCCUGGUCUGCAUUCUUCUGCACUUUAAGACCGUUCCUGAGGACCUCUUUGUGUUGUUGUUUUCUGGAUGAAACGCUUGCAAUCACUACUGUCCUGUUACUGUGUUGAGGUGACGUGUGUAAUCAUGUAAUUACUCACUGUAAAUGUUCAUCUUUGACUUGGUAAUGGAUUGUGAUGAAAGGCUGGUGAGUAAAAUAGGUCUACUGUGUUUCAGGCACCCUCAAUGUUCAUCCACCAAACUCAGUUCCGUUUACUGUUCUACAUUCUAUAGACCUUUUACUGUCUGUUCAUCUUGCUUGUUGUUCUAACCACUAAUGCAAAUGGGUAAUGUCAUCAGUUUGCUUACGUUUUGCCAAUUAACCAUAUUUCUUUUGCAUUUCUGUCUUGCUUAUGUUUUUGCUUAAGCUUAUGUUAUCAUAUACUAUACAUUUAUAAAACUUUGUUCAGGGAAAAAAAGCCAACAAAAAAAAUCUAAUACACAAAGAGCUACGUCAGCCAAUUGCCUUGACCCAAAGUUUAUUUUCCUUCAAUUUUGAUCUUGUCCACUGGGGCAAAUACUGAAUGUAUCGUGUUUCUGGUUUGGUUCAGACACUGUUUGCUCUAAGAAUGGUAAAUCAGUUUGGGGAGGCCUUUAAUUUAUGUUUUAAAUUAAAACUGUGGCACACAAGUGAACUCUGGAAGAUAGCAUGACAGGCCAACAGAGCAGGCUCAGCCUCAUACAGCAGGCUCAGCUUCAUACGGCAGGCUCAGCCUCAUACAGCAGGCUCAGCCUCAUACAGCAGGCUCAGCCUCAUACAGCAGGCUCAGCCUCAUUCAGCAGGAUGAGCCGUAUAGCCCAGCCACCAUGUUGCACACGUUAACAGUAUCCCGGCUCUGCCCGUAAUGUUGAAAGGUGUAAUGCCCAUUAUUUCUUUAUGCAACCUAUAACCCUGUACAUGGUGUAUGCCAAUUACUAUGAUCCUAGACAAUCAUCUUAGACUAACCCUAAGUAGCUGAGCGACUGUUGUGAGUGGUGGGGCGUACUUGACCUCUACUUGUUAGCUUGGACUGGUAGUGUGCAACAAUUGAAAUGUAACAAAAUUGAAUAAAAAUGUAAUACCAUGCCAAUGUAAUAAAAAUGCUGACCAAAGAACAUUGUGUUGGUAGCCAUUCAAACUGUGCUGUCCCUCAGAAAUAAAAACACACCCACAUCAAAAUGU